Molecule: messenger RNA, 1993 nt
Organism: Megachile rotundata (alfalfa leafcutting bee)
Lineage: Eukaryota; Metazoa; Arthropoda; Insecta; Hymenoptera; Megachilidae
Cellular component (GO): cytoplasm
Molecular function (GO): phosphatase activity
Source: RefSeq, a predicted model, not a curated record
GAGAAUAUGUAAUAACGUUUUUAUCAGUUGUAAUCUAUGAAUACGAGAACGAAUCUAUUAGUGCUCUGUCACUCGACUCUUAUCGGCCCAGGUUAUCGACUACACCUUGAACAUUGUUCCCCUGCCAAAAGCUUCGAAUUCGUAAAUUCUAUGAGGUCACGACAUCCGCUCUUUUGUGACGAGCAUUCGUCAUCUCUUAUAUGUCUGACUCAUACUUUGGGUCUCUGAGACAAACUCUACCAUUUAUAAUAAAAAGUUCCAUACCAAAAUUAAUUCUCAUUCAUUCUUAUAAUUUUGUCAAUUUGGGAGAUCAGGUUCUUAAAAUAUAAAUUGUUUGAAUAAAGCAAUUUAAUAUUUUUUGUAAAUAGAUUUUGUAGAUGCUUGACCACGAAGAGUAUCCCACACAUCCGCAGCAUCCUACUUGCCUCCACAUGUUCCAAGCAUGCGCCCAGUAGGCAUCUGAGAAUUAUCGCAGUCCUUGGUCACAGUCGACGCAUAGUCAAAUUGAAAAGCGUAGCGAAGAUGAUAACCGUCCGUGCACGUCACUGCUUAUCAGUAACGUUAUCGUCAAAUACCGAGGUUCUGGUGGUAGGUCGUAGUUGUUAGUCGGCCUGCAUCGACCGGUGCACGUGGUACUAGUACGAUACCCUGUGACGAGAAGCAGCAGAACCGUCAGCUGAUCGCCAUGUCCGCCACCACGAAUCUGGCGUUGUUGAGCAAGAAACAGGUGCAGGGUUUCUUGAAUUCCUUCGACGUCGUCAUGUCGGACUGCGAUGGUGUCAUUUGGUACCUGGAGAAGCCGAUCUCGGGGGCGAUCGACGCGCUGAGGAGCCUGCAGGACUGUGGGAAGAGGAUGUUCCUUGUGACCAACAACAGCUAUAGCAGCGUGGAGCAUUACUGUGAGAGGUUGAGGUUGAGUGGAAUGGAAGUCAAGUCGGAGCAAGUAAUAAACACAGCAAAGGUGAUCACCUGGUACCUGAAGAAGAUCGAGUUCAAAGACGAGGCGUUCGUAAUCGCGUCAACGUCAUUUCGAAAAACAUUGACCGACGCAGGCAUCAAAUUAUCCCCAGCAGAUCUGGACGUUGCUGAAGGGGAUGUGCGCGCCACAAUAAAGGCGCUUGAGGACCGACCAUCAAUCAAGGCAAUCAUUAUCGACUUUUGUAUGUUCUGUGACUGGUCCAAAUUAACGUUUGCUAUAUCUUGUUUGAAGAGGAAUGACGUUCUUUAUCUUUGCGGAGCUCAGGAUCAGUGGAUUGUUUAUGGCCUGGAUAAAAGAUUUUUAGGUCCAGGUCCCCUGAUCGAAAUAAUCACCAAGCACAGCGGAAAGACCCCCAUCCCCUGUGCAAAACCCAGCGAAGUACUAAAAAGCUACGUUCUAGAAAACUGCAAAGUGGGCGACCCAAAAAGAUGUUUGUUCAUCGGCGAUACGAUCAAUUACGACAUGAAGUUCGCGACGAUGUGUGGGUUCCAAAAAUUGCUGGUUGAUACUGGCCUCGAUAACAUCAAGGACGCGGAACUGAACGAGGAAACGCGUCCGGAUUACUACAUCCCCAGUUUGGGGUUGUUGCACCCCAUUAUCGAUUCGCUGCGGAAUGACUCUGUGAACGGAGAGAAAUGAACGACACAGCCCCGCCAUUUAUAACUCUAAGAGUAUAGCAAGGGUACAAUGUAAAUAUGGGAUCCUCCCACAGAAUUCUUUAACUUCAACCUUGUAAAUUUUAGAAUUAUGCAACAGAUCUGUGAAAGAGGUACAAUAACUAUUUGUAAAUAAUUAUCGGGAGAAAGGUGGUAGACAAAAUGGCAGUGCGAUCUAUCGUGACAUGUCGGAAGUUCGAGCUUCCGUAUAUCGCUGACAGAUGACGCCAGUAUUGCUCAUAGUGAUACAAAAUAUUGUUACCGUAUUUGAAUAAUUAGUUAACCGAACUUUCUAUCGUAAUAGACAUUUUUGACACGAUGUACAAUGGCCUUGUAAAAUAAAGAGAAGUGACCUUGA